AUGCUUGAAGAAUCCAUAUCCGUCUGGGCUUCAAUGAAUAAUUGGUUAACCCCAACUGUACUCUUUCUCCUUCUCAAUCUCAUGAUUGGCACCAUUUUUGUAACUUCAAGACUAGCAACCCACAAACCUAGUGACCAACAUCAAGAACAAGAGAAACAUGCGCAAGCACAGUAUGGUCAUGGUCACCAGCUUGCUAGAUCUCCUUCUGUUCUUCAAAGACUCAAAUCUAUCAACUUUUAUAAUUAUAGAUCCCAAGAACCUACAACCUUAACUUUUGAAAAACCUCAAGAAUUUGACCAACAUUUCACUCUUCAUCAACAAACCCCUCAGCAAGAUUAUCAACACCGCCAAAAUGAGAACCAGCCAACUAUCUUUAGAUCUCCUUCAAUGUUGCAAAGAAUCAAGUCCAUCAACCUCUAUAAUUACUUCUCUCAAGAAGCCAUUAAUCCCACCGUUCCUAAUAACCUCAAAAAUCAAGAAACUACUGCAACCCAUUUCAAUUCUCAGCAAAUUUAUGACCAAAGACAAGAACUUGACGAGCAGCUCCAGGAACAAGAUGAGGAAGAGGAAGAUGAAUUUCUAAAAGAAGAAAAUGAGCAAAUCCAAGAUCAAGAGCAGACGUUUGAAGAAGUAUACAGCAAGUUACAAGGAAAUAAACUUGGCAAAUCCAAGUCAGACACGGUACCAACUUCUGGUGAAGUACCCAAAAAGCUACCAAAGAAAAUGAAGAAAUCUGCAAGUGCAAAAUCUGCUUUUGCUCAUUUUGAGGUAGGUGACAUUGUUGAAUCUCGUAGGCCAGCUACUGUGAGAGAAGGGAACACCAGUACUGAGGCUGAUGAUACUGAAGUGGAUGCUAAAGCUGAUGAUUUCAUCAACAGGUUUAAGCAGCAGUUGAAGUUGCAGAGGAUGGAUUCUAUUUUGAGGUACAAAGACAUGAUCACUAGAGGGAGUGGAAAGUAA
This is a messenger RNA of Dovyalis caffra, 960 nucleotides long. NCBI's taxonomy places the organism in Eukaryota, Viridiplantae, Streptophyta, Magnoliopsida, Malpighiales, Salicaceae. The record is from the annotation of a GenBank genome assembly.